AUGCUUGCCCUGCGCUUGCGCUUUACCGCAGGUCUUCUCUUGGGCUUGUCCAAUUCGACCUCUGGGCAGGAUAUCCAUCAACCAAGCGGUACUUAUACUGCCUCCAACCAUGAGAAGGACUGGCUUUCGCGGGAGACUCGGGAACAUUGGAUGCGAUAUGCGCUGGGGGCAUUGGACACUCUGUUAGCAACACCAUGUCCAUUUGCUGCAUUCGGCACUGUCAUUGUGAACCAUACACGACACGAUGAGCUGGGAGACUUGGUCUGCAUUGGGGCAAACAACAUCAUGACAGGCAAUCCUACUCUACACGCACAGGCUUUGGGGGCCUUCAGCGACCUCAGUCUGUACACGACUGCGGAGCCUUGUCCGAUGUGCGCUGCUGCUUUACGCUGGGCCGGCUUGCGUGAGUGUGUCUUUGGCACGAGUAUACCGACGUUGAUUGGUCACGGCUGGCCACAAAUACCACUCAGGACACGUGAAAUCUUCGAGCGCAGCGAUACAAUAACGGACGCCUACUUUGCAUGGCAAUUCAAUUCGGAUCAUGCCUGCCCGAAAGGCUGCAAGAGGCCGCCCAACUCCACCGAUAUGUGUGUGGUGAACGUUAAUGGUUCGGACCAGGUCAGGAUCGAAUUAUAG
Molecule: messenger RNA, 636 nt
Organism: Fulvia fulva
Lineage: Eukaryota; Fungi; Ascomycota; Dothideomycetes; Mycosphaerellales; Mycosphaerellaceae
Exons: 3
Coding region: 1-636 (211 amino acids)
Biological process (GO): purine nucleoside catabolic process
Molecular function (GO): guanosine deaminase activity
Source: RefSeq, a predicted model, not a curated record